AUGAAUGUCUUGUGUAUAAUUAUUUUCAUUCAAAUGGAACACGCAAUCUCAUCAUUCUCCAAUCUAUCAAUGAAUUACUCUAUGAUUAAAAAUACAAGAAAUGUUCCACUGCCAAAUUUCGAUGAAUACCAACAAGACUAUCAAACACCAAUAUGCCCAGGUGCUCCAAUUAAGAAAUAUGUUCCUAUUGAAAGAAGAGGAACAGCAUCUUCUCAAAGUGUAAACUCUGGAUCGAAUAUCUCAGACAAUAAUAUUAUUUCUGAAACUUCAGGAUUAGUAUUGUUUCAAGAUAUUUCUUUUAUUGGUAAAAAUCCUUCCAACUACGUGCCACCACUUUAUACUGUUAUUCCAAUCAGAUUUAAAUUUACGCGUUAUUGCAGAGCAAUCGACAGUGAUUCCUUGGGAGAUAGAAUUAGCGAUUGUGAAGUUAAGCUAGAACAGGUUAAACCAGUGGAUGACUCUAAUCAGUUCAUCCAAGUUCCUGGGGAAGGCACCAGUAUCAUCAGCGAACAUGAGCAACUUGAUUCUUUCGAGCGUUUAGUAGUAUUAGGAUAG
This is a messenger RNA of Heterostelium album PN500, 555 nucleotides long. RefSeq lists its product as uncharacterized. Bases 1 to 555 code for a protein of 184 amino acids. The transcript is spliced from 6 exons. The record is from RefSeq and is a predicted model, not a curated record. Lineage: Eukaryota; Evosea; Eumycetozoa; Acytosteliales; Acytosteliaceae.